This is a messenger RNA of Neurospora tetraspora, 2345 nucleotides long. RefSeq names its product ABC1 family-domain-containing protein. The record is from RefSeq and is a predicted model, not a curated record. Lineage: Eukaryota; Fungi; Ascomycota; Sordariomycetes; Sordariales; Sordariaceae. The transcript has 2 exons. Bases 127 to 2139 code for a protein of 670 amino acids.
UAAUUGCGCGCGCGCAAUGUCAACGACGACAUCUUCCCAGUUCAUGAUUUAACGAUAACCCGACGACGAACGACCUAAUUUACUGCUCUUCUUGUCCAUAUACUAGUUGUCCGAACGUCUUAUAAUAUGCCAGCCCAGACUUCUUUCCCUUCGCUCGCUGCGCUCAGGCGCCUGCAGACGCUCAACCAUGUCCAUGCGCCUCUCCGACGAACUGGCAGCGGCAGGAUAACGAACGGGUGGACGUGCGCAAGCUGUCGCAGCCAACUUUCUUCUUCUUUUUCGUCAUCCUCCUCCUAUAACUCGACACUUGCCCGACGAUCGUUUUCCGCUUCUUCGAAACGAUAUAGCAACCAAAGCUCGAACGGCUCUUCCUCUUCUUCCUCCUCGAACAACACCAACGGAAAAACCACAAACAACGGCCGACGAACAGUGCUGCUAGCGGCUGGUGGAGGCGUAGCGACCGCGGGAUUGCUGGCGUUUGGUGACGAUGUCAAGUAUACAUACGAAGCGGUGGAGAGGACGGGGAGGGUGGCGAGUGCGCUGGCGGUUUGCGUCAACGAUUACCGGAAGACGUUGAACGCAAGAGAGAAGAUUGAGGAUGCGGAGGAGAAGCAGCGGUUGCUGAGGGAGUGUCAUCAGCGGUGCGCGGAUCGGACGCUGGAGGUUUUGGAGAAGAGUGGUGGGAUUUUUAUCAAGUUGGGACAGCAUUUGAGCGCAAUGAACUACCUCCUCCCCCCCGAAUGGACAACGACCUUCAUCCCCCUCCAAGACAAAUGCCCCGUCUCCUCUUUCGAGUCGAUCGAGCGCAUGUUCCUCCAAGACACCGGCACCUCGCUCUGGGACUACUUCUCCGAAUUCUCCCGUGAGCCCAUCGGCGCCGCCUCACUUGCCCAAGUCCACCUAGCCACCAUCAAAGAAACCGGCCAGCGCGUCGCCGUCAAAGUCCAACACCCGUCCCUCCAGCGCUGGGCGCCCCUCGACAUGCGUCUGACGUCGACCACCUUCAAAACCCUCAAGUACUUUUUCCCCGAAUACGACCUCGAAUGGCUCUCCUCCGAAGUCGAGAUCUCUCUCCCAAAAGAACUCGACUUCACCUGCGAAGCCGAAAACGCCCGCCGCACCUCCCGCCACUUCUCCCAACACGCUCCCUCUUUGCCAUUGGUCAUCCCCGACGUCCUCUGGGCUAAGAAGCGCCUGCUGGUAAUGGCCUGCGAAUCAGGCCACCGCCUCGACGAUCUCUCGUACAUGGACGCCCACGGCAUCGACCGGGACGAAGUCUCCGCCACUUUGGCGCGGAUCUUCAACGAGAUGAUUUUCGGCGAGGGCGCGCCCCUCCACUGCGAUCCGCACGGGGGUAACAUCGCCAUCCGCCACAACCCCUCUUCUCGCUCCAACAAGGCAAAGACCAAUUUCGACAUAAUCCUCUACGACCACGGCCUCUACCGCGACAUCCCCCUCCCGCUCCGGCGCUCCUACGCCAAACUCUGGCUCGCCAUCAUCGACGGCGACAUUCCCAAGAUGAAACGAUACGUGUACGAAGUCGCCGGCAUCGGGGAAGAUAAAUUCCCCCUUUUUGCCAGCGCCAUCACCGGUCGCGACUUUAUUAAUGUCGUCUCCGCCACCGACAGCGGAGGCGUCUUGAAACCCAAGGAAGCAUCGGAACAGAAAUCCAUGUCUACGGCACUGCAGGAAGGGUUGAUUGUGGAUUUGGUGCAGAUGUUGGGGCAGGUGCCGAGGAUUAUUUUGUUGAUUUUGAAGACGAAUGAUUUAACUAGAGCGCUGGAUGAGAGUUUACAUACGAGCCAGGGGCCGGUGAGGCAGUUUUUGAUUUUGGCUAGGUAUUGUAUGCGUACCGUGUUUUAUGAGCAACUGGAAAAAAUUCGGGAGAUGAGCGGAGGAGGGGGAGGCAGAGGCAGUUUGUGGAGCAGGCCGGGGAAUGUGGUGCUGGUGGUGAAGGCGUGGUGGGAGAUGGCGAGGGUGGAGAUCAAGUUGGAGGUUUUUGAGUUGUGGUUGAGGGUUAAGAGGGCGCUUGGGUUGGGACAGGGAGGGUUUGGGCAAAGUGUGCCGGUGGGGAGGAAGGGGCAGAGGAGGUUGGAGGUGGAGGUUGAGAGGGAGGUUGAGGCUACGGCUACGGCGUAAGGGGGUGGGUGAUGGAUGAUGGAUGGAUGGAUGAGACUUAUGGAUUAAAAGAGUGCAUGAGAUGAUUGCAUUGUGUGAUUAGAGAAUAGAACUUACCUAGAUGUAGAUGUAGAGAGAUACCUAUUGUUUCUUGGUUGCGGUGCCAGCCAGCCUCGUUUGGGUCACUCCCUCGUCCAUCUUGGUCGUCUUGUGGCAACAAGUGGUUU